Molecule: messenger RNA, 1736 nt
Organism: Thalassophryne amazonica
Lineage: Eukaryota; Metazoa; Chordata; Actinopteri; Batrachoidiformes; Batrachoididae
Product: XK-related protein 8-like
Exons: 3
Coding region: 135-1364 (409 amino acids)
Biological process (GO): phosphatidylserine exposure on apoptotic cell surface; engulfment of apoptotic cell; apoptotic process involved in development
Cellular component (GO): plasma membrane
Source: RefSeq, a predicted model, not a curated record
UUUAAGUUGUAAGGGAGGUGUGGAGUUUAACUUGUGUGAACCUUCCUUACUUUCAGUUUUUCACACGGUUCUGUACCGCCAGCAGCAGUUUGUCACUGAAGGUGUCUGCUUGGAUUUUAGUUUUGAGUGUCGCUAUGGAAGAACCGAGGCUGUUUACGUUCUCAAAGUGGGAUUUCCUGUUCACUUGUCUGGGCCUGGUGUUCCUGCUGUGUGACAUCGUGCUGGAUAUGUGGGCGGUGGUGACGUUCUACCAGGAAAAGGCCUACGUCUAUAUGGGAAUUCUGAUCUGCUUUCUCCUGGUCUCGUCGGUUAUUGUGCAGAUCUACAGCUUCCUGUGGUAUCGUCUUGACAACUAUGAGAGGCGUACGAAGGUUGAAAAGUGUCCAAACCUGCUCGCACUAAUGCUGCUCCAUGUGGGUCAACUGGGAAUCUACUUAAGACAUGCAGGAUAUCUGGAGGUCUCAGUGGGCAGCUUCAUUAAAAAGGGCUAUGACCGUGACACGGUGGCGUACCUGGGCCAUGACCUCAGCAUGUUGCGGCUCAUGGAGACGUUCUCAGAGAGCGCCCCUCAGCUUGGUCUCAUGCUCACAGUCAUGCUGCAGAGAUGCAGUGUGGAGCCUAUAACAGUGGCUAAGGCUUUCGGCUCAGCCGCGGCCAUCGCCUGCAGCGUCACCAUGUACCACCGCUCCCUGCGCUCCUUCCUCCCUGACAAAAAACAGCAGCUGAUUUGCUCCUCGGUGAUCUAUUUCCUCUGGAACAUGCUGCUCAUUGUGUCUCGGCUCACCGCCCUCGCUCUCUUCGCCUCGGUCCAGCCCUGCUUCAUCUUCACGCACUUCAUCUGCUCCUGGCUGGUUUUAUUCUUCGUCGCCUGGCGAGCGCAGACCAACUUCAUGGAGGGUCAUGGUGAGUGGCUUUACCGAGCCACUGUUGGCCUCAUUUGGUACUUCAGUUGGUUUAACGUGGUGGAAGGGCGGACCAGGAGGAGGACUACGAUCUACCAUGGCUACAUUCUGGUUGAUAUUUGCCUUCUGUGCAUCUUCUGGCUCUACAGCCACUGGAAGCACAACACGGUUCCACCUCAUAUUAAAAUCUCACUCUUAGACACCGCCAUUUCCACUCUCGCUGUUAUUGCUACUUACGUUUUGGGCCUUUUACUUAAACUAAUAUAUUAUAAGUUCCUCCAUCCACAACUCAACAGGCCUGAACUGAGAGGGAGCAGUUCCAAUGGGGCACUCACUGGAGCGCGGGUUAUUAACUCAGGUUCAGACGUCACAGACUCCUUUCAUUCAGCAGACGUACCUUUGCCCGUCCCACCACUGCUCAACAAGAGAAUGAGGAAGCUGGCUGAGAACUUUUACUACUAACACAGAACACAUCAGAAAGACCUGCACCAGAUAACGGUGACAUCACAUUCUGUAUUUCGUCUUUGUCAUCUUCCAUUCAUUUUUCAUUUUCAUGUUGUUUUGUCUUUUUUUUAACUUAUCACUUAUGUUUGUGUUGCACUAUAGGAGCACUCAGGGCGCACACCUUAGUCAUUGAAAUAAUUACCAAACAGUAUUGUUUCCUCCAGCCAACAGAGGACUUAAUCACAUCUUUGUGAUGUCAUAAGGCGAGAAUGUUAAAGAAGAGCGGGCACUCAGAGUGCAUACGUCUGCCAGAUUCCAGAGGUGUCAAGUAACGAAGUACAAAUACUUCGUUACUGUACUUAAGUACACUUUUUAGGUAUCUAUACUUUA